Molecule: messenger RNA, 3839 nt
Organism: Pygocentrus nattereri (red-bellied piranha)
Lineage: Eukaryota; Metazoa; Chordata; Actinopteri; Characiformes; Serrasalmidae
Gene: eipr1
Product: EARP complex and GARP complex interacting protein 1
Exons: 9
Coding region: 157-1320 (387 amino acids)
Biological process (GO): protein ubiquitination
Molecular function (GO): protein binding
Source: RefSeq, a predicted model, not a curated record
ACUCUCGCGGAACUUGUCAGUAAGGUAGUGUUGCUAGGCAAAGCAGCUUUGAAUUUGGUUCUUAACACCGAAUGAGCUACAAGCGGUCAGCUGCGAUAAAGUCAGCGUUAAACAUAAGCUGGAGUGAUAUUGUUGGUGGACGGGACGUUUGGCAACAUGGAAGAUGACGCUCCUGUAAUUUAUGGGCUUGAGUUUCAGGCCCGUGCUUUGACUGCACAGACAGCGGAAACUGAUGCUAUAAGGUUUUUAGUGGGCACUCAGUCACUCAAAUUUGAGAAUCAGAUCCACAUCAUUGACUUUGAUGAUGAGAACAAUAUCAUUAAUAAGAAUGUGCUCCUGCAUCAUGCUGGUGAGAUAUGGCACAUCAGCGCCAGCCCCGCUGACAAAGGAGUGCUGACCACAUGCUAUAACAAGACCUCAGAGAGUCGUGUGCUAACUUGUGCAGCGGUGUGGAGGAUGCCCCCGGAAUGGGAAUCAGGCAGCCACGAAUCCCCAGACGAUUCAUCAAACAGCCCACAGACCCUGGAGCUCCUCUGUCACCUUGACAACACAGCCCACGGCAACACGGCCUGUGUGCUGUGGGAGCCCAUGGGCGAUGGCAAGCGCGUGAUUUCUCUGGCUGAUAGCCACGUCGUGCUCUGGGACCUUCAGGAGAGCUCCACCAAGGCCACGAUUUCUAGCAGUGCCACCCUGGAAGGCAAAGGGCAGCUGAAGUUCACCUCAGGCAAAUGGAGCCCUCACCACAACUGCACCCAGCUGGCUACAGCCAACGACAUGGCAAUCCGCGGCUGGGAUCUCCGCAGCAUGAGUCAAAUCUACUGCAUUGAGAAUGCCCACGGGCAGCUGGUACGAGAUUUGGACUUCAACCCCAACAAGCAGUACUACUUGGCCAGCUGCGGAGACGACUGUAAGGUCAAGUUCUGGGAUGUGAGGCAUAUCAACGAGCCCGUCAAAACCCUGGAGGAGCACUCACACUGGGUGUGGAGCGUGAGGUAUAACCACUCACACGACCAGCUGUUGCUUACGGCCAGCAGUGACAGCAGGGUGAUUCUGUCCAACAUGGUGUCCAUCUCCUCUGAGCCCUUCGGCCACCUAGUGGACGAUGAUGACCUCAGUGACAGUGAGGAGACUCAUCAUGAAGAAAAGAGCAAAGAGCCUCUGCAGGACAGCAUCAUCGCUACGUACGAGGAGCAUGAGGACAGUGUAUAUGCAGUGGAGUGGUCUUCAGCUGACCCUUGGCUAUUCGCCUCCCUGAGUUACGAUGGCAGAUUGGUUAUUAACAGGGUACCAAGGGCCCUGAAAUACCGCAUCCUACUGUAGAGUGACUGAUUAAAAGGUUGAGCGAGAGCAAGAAGCACUUGUAAACCGCUGAAUGUGAGUGAAAUGAAUGCAGGAGACAUCAGAAACAGAGCUCAUGAGCUCAUACAGAGGAAAAAAAACAUGGAAGAAGUUUUAAAAAAAAGAGACGAUAGGCCUGGAAAGCAUGAGUCGGAAUAAAUCUGCAUAAAACACGCAUCCGCUAUUAACACUACCAAUUAAAGACAGUCCCAGAGUGCUGUGGGAUGGCUUGGAGGCUGUUUGAAGGCGAGAAGGCCGCAGGGCAUGGAGUGUCGUUUGUCUUUGAAAAAGCCCCUUGUGUUGAUAGCCAGCGCUGGUUGUGUUAGCGAGACGUAGGCUCGCUUCAUCUCGGCCAGCCUCGGGCAGCCCAGCGCUGGGCUCCAGCCCCACCACUGAGUACAAAGUGCAACCAUGGAGAAAGGCCUGCCAGGGGGAGCCCGGCGCAGCAGGCCGCUCUACUGCAGCCUCCGCACUCCACUCACUCUCUCUUCUUUACUGUCUCCCAUCUACUCCCUCCAGACCCACCACACUACUCCUCACAAACAGUCUCAGCUGUGGACAAGGAGUGCAAAGAGGAGUCCACCUAAACUUUAAAUGAGUUAACAUUAAAUCCUUGCUGAGCAUCACCAUAUAUCAGUAGCUGCCUGUUAAAAGUUUGGGGACAGCUUGUCUUUUUUUUUUUUUUUUUUUUUUUUUUUUUUUAAUGCAAUUUAAUAAGAAGGACUUGAUCCAUGCCUAUCCAUACACUGCUGACAAGCUUUAUAGAACACUGGCAAACAUCCUCUUCAACAUUGUGAACAUAUGAUUAAAGGUUACAUUUCGCAGCUGUUGGAACAAAACCUUGUAUCUCCAUUUUUGUCAUUUUUCACUUUUUGACAUCCUUUAUAAAUUUCAUGAUGAAUGUACAAAAGAAACAGCUCACAGUUACUUAGAAAAAAAUCUGGUUCUAUUGACUCACAGUAAAGUAUGUUUGCUGAGUUUCUGGUUUAAAAUGCUGUGCUACUGAAGUUAGACGUUGUGGUUAGUUGUAACUAGGCAAGGUGGAAAUAACAGCAAAUUAGCAGCCACUAACAUUAACUUGAUUACAAAAGAGGAAAAAAAAUUGAAUUAAAUAAUAUUUCAAAUGAACACAAUCCAGAUUUCUAUGUUCUGUUGGUUGUGCUACAUUUUUUUUAUUAGGUCAACAGGUAUUUUUUCCUUCUUGCUCUAUAGCUGUCUGGUAGCAACAGAAGAACACAUGGAUCAGUUAUUAAAUUAAGAAAAAUAUCGAAUUCCAUCGAUAUUUAAAAGAUUCUACAUAAUACAUCUCAUUUUAAGUGAGGGGUGGUGAUCCUGGAGGGCUAGAGUUCACCACCCUUCUUUUGAGUCAUUCAAAGUGAAAUGCUAAUGAAACUUACCUAAUCAGAAUUGUUCACAGUGGUGGUGAUGGGAACCAGACUGACUGCUUAUAAAAACAGUCAUUACAUGAAAUAGAGAGAUUCUUUUACAGCUGUUUUGAAAUUAGAUUUGAAAAAAAAAUAUUUUAAUCCAUUCAUGAUUGAGAGAUCCAUUCAUGCAGGGCAUUGUAAAACAAAAUAGUCUUCAAAGAAAGCAUUUUUUUCUGAUCUGCUACUAUUCGUCCAUUAUCAACAUUGCAUAUUAAACUCAGGAGACACGUAGGUUCACUGGCCCUCCUGGACAGUAAAUAAAAACAUUACGUUUGAGUUGUAGGGAUUGCAACCCCUGAUUCCUAUCACCACCACUGUAAAGAAACCUAAGUUGGUAAGUUUUCUACUAUAAACCAAAGCCUUUACAUUAACUAAAAACCAUCUGAAUGAUUUUGUAUACAUCUCUGAUUUUUUUUUAUGUGGAAAUUUGAUAAAAUAUUGGUGGAAUUUAACAAACAGCAGCUGGUUAUUUUUACAUUUUGCAACAGUCAGUUUUACCUAAAUUAUGACAUUUUAUUUUCCAAACUAUUGUUUGAAGCCCUUAUUUUCAAAGCGUUUUGGCCCAAAGGUAGUUUAACCCCCUGAAAUAUUUGAGUGCUGGUGAGUGCUGACAUCACAACUAAGGGGUAAAACGUGUGCCGUAUGUCAUUAUUCUAAAAUAGUACGGUCACUAAUAUUGUCAGAUAUGGCUUUCCUCAAAAUAAACCCGCUUAGCCCUUAAUAUAUUAUGUUAAAGUUGUUCAAAACUGAAAAGAAAACGUGCUCAUUUUUUUUGUGCAACUCAGAUUCCCCAAACUCUUAACAGGCAGCAUGCAUAUUACUCGACGCAUAGGUAAAUGUUUUAACGCUCCCUGUAACGUAUCCUGUUCUGAUGUGAAAAGCUUCUGAUAUGAAAGGUUUGUGUGUAAAUCUUUAUGAACAUGUUUAUAUAGCGGUAGUGAUGUUCUUUCUCUGUAUUGCAGGAGGAAUUGCUCGUAUGUACCUGACCUUGCAUAUUUUGAUGAAGGUGUGGAGAAGUCUGAUAGAAUCUAAUUACUCCUGUGCAGUCCAAAUAAAACGGUUUCAGUGAUGAAA